Messenger RNA from Clunio marinus, 726 nucleotides. The record is from the annotation of a GenBank genome assembly. NCBI's taxonomy places the organism in Eukaryota, Metazoa, Arthropoda, Insecta, Diptera, Chironomidae.
AUGCAUUCUGCUGUAAAAUAUUUAAGUCAAUGUGCAACAAUUUUCCAAUUAUUUGGUCAUCAAUAUUUCUCGGUUAAAAAUUUGUCUGAUGAGAAUUUGAAUCGUCAACCAACAAUUGGUUACAAAAUUUAUUUCACUUUAUUGUUCUCAUUAUUAGUGAUCUUGUCGACAAUCAUGGUAGCUUUAUUAAGUGCAGAUUACAAGGUUGAUAAAAUCACUGCUAAGGUGAUAUUCAGUGCUGCUGUUACUCAUUCAAUGUUGGCUUGUCUAAUUCUUAUAAUUGUGAUGAGUUUUGUUCAAUCAUUUACCACAACUUCAAAGUUAAUAAACUACCACAUCGAAGUGCUGAUAACUUUGAUGAGUCAAACUGACAAAAAUUUGAUUCAAGUCUCAAUUAUCAACAAAAAAUCCUUAAAUCCUCGUCUGAAGUUGUAUGGGAAAAUUAAUUAUUUGAAGACUAUUUACGAUAUUUUAUAUGAAAAUUCUAUGCUCGUAAAUGAAUGUUUUGGGACAACAAUCUUAGUAGUAAUUAUAAAUAUGAUAAAUAAUUUCAUAGCCUGCAUCAAUAAUUUUGAGUGUGACCGCUAUCAAGAGAUUGAUUACAUAACUAAUGAACUUCUUAAAAGAUUUUACUUGCAACUGAUUUAUCAACCAAUUCGGUUCACUACGGGUGGUUUCUAUACAAUAAAUUUGGGACUUUUAACUUCUGCAUUGUAUCAUAUUUGA